Aspergillus chevalieri is the source of this 3042-nucleotide messenger RNA. RefSeq names its product putative ubiquitination network signaling protein. Lineage: Eukaryota; Fungi; Ascomycota; Eurotiomycetes; Eurotiales; Aspergillaceae. The transcript is spliced from 2 exons. Bases 1 to 3042 code for a protein of 1013 amino acids. The record is from RefSeq and is a predicted model, not a curated record.
AUGCCACGUUCAUCAGCCGCGGCUAGGAAGAGUCAAAGCAGUCGGCAUGAGAAUGGUCCCGUUGGUUCCAGUAAGAAAGUGACCAAGCAAAAAUCGAAUGGACAUUUGAAUGGACACGCCAACGGUGGCGCUGGUGGUUUUGCCUCGAGCUCGAGCUCCUCUCAAGUCGAUCUGUCCUCGUCUCGCUCUUCCAGUGAUCCCGCCAUCACCGCCACGGUAGCAACGGCAGCCAAACUGAACGGAACGGCAGAUACUUCACCCUCGCCUUCCAAGUCCGAUAGCAAUGUGCGCGGCCUUCUGAAUGGGUAUACAAAGAGCAACGCAGACAUGUCAAAUGGUGUCGGUCCGCCGAACAAUGGACUCACCGGUCCGUCCUCGCGUCGCACCGAACAGGCCGCCACGACUACGACGGCCAUGGGUCCCAAACGGUCGGGUUCGAAUGCCUCCAUCAAUCCGUUGCAAUUGGCUUCGACCAUUCUCAAGUCAUGCCCGAUGUACGACACCAUCGCCAUCCUCAUUUUCCUCCUCCAGUUGCCGCCGAUGGUCCUGACUUUGGUACAAUUCCUGUUUGCGUCUUUGACCUUUAUGCCUCCGAGCGGUGCGUCAGCCGGUUCCUUUACGUCCAAUUUCGACAUUUUCCAAGGCCCGGCCGGAACGCCGUCGUUGGCGACAAUGCUCGCAGCGGACGGGUUUUCUCUACUCGUUUGGGGCCUGUUCAUGUGGACCUGGGCGCAAAAUUUUGCACUGGAUCUAGCGCAUGUGCAGGUGGCCAUCACGCUAGGUGGUGGAGGGUCGGGGAAAAGCGAAGGGGUCAGUUGGGUGUGUGUUGGUAUAGUGCUCGCCCUACAUCUGCUUCGCAGUAAAGGUAUACAGGAUUUUGUUAUGGGUUAUCUUCUCUCUGCAAAAAUUGUCUCUCCAGACCUGUUAUCUCAGUAUUCCCAUUUCUUACCUACUGAGUUUCGUCGUACCGAAACCCAGAGUUCUCCGAGUUGGAUACGCAGUUUACUGGCAGUACAUAUUUUAGCCCAAGCGGGCACGGCCAUGUUAAGGCGGUCGAUGGCCCAAAAUCGUUCGCCCACUCCCCCGCGCCUUGGAAAGCGCGGCGACACCGAGGCUUCCGCGGGCUCCUCGCAAGCGCAGGCGGAUUCGGCUUUCGAGUCGGGCACCAGCCUUUCCUCGAUACUGGGUACUGAUGGCCAAAUAGCGCCGUCGUCUUCAGCCCUCAAGGACGGCCGGGAUCGACUUGUUUCGGCAAAGAAACGGAGGAGACAGGCAAAUCAGGUUCGGAGUCGCCAACCGUUUUGGGCGGCACUUGCAAGCACAAAAGUUACUGUGAUGAGAGAGUACGAGCAUUCUAGAGCAAUGUCAAAAACCACACGAGGUUCUACGAUGACAGAGGAGGAUUUGCAGGGUGUUUCAUUGGAUGAUGGACUUAUUUGGAUAACCGAUGUGGACGGUUCCUCGAUCAGAUAUGCCGCGGGUGAUUUUGCCUCGGCGGACGAUCCCGCUGUUUCGGGUGCUGCUUGUGAAGCCGGGCACCUGGGAAACGAGGAAAUGGAACCGUUUUACGUAUGUGUCAAUGGCGCACUGUGGGCCACCGCCACCGUCUACAAAGUCGACGAUGCUUCUAACGGUUCAAAUGCGGUUCAUUGGCGUGGCGAGAUCUCCGGUCUUGCUCCUAACUGUGCUUACACUUGUUCUUUUGUACGCAGUGAUACUGAUGAAGAGAUUUGCGUCAUGAGUGUCAAGACUCCUGCCACCAAUGACGCAGAUCAAGUAUCUUCGGUUUCCACGCCACCGCAACCAUCUUAUCGACCGUCGUCUCCGACAACCACACUCAAAAACUCCAUUGUCAACGCGGAAGCAAAACUCAAUGAGAAGCGUGCUCGGCAGAAGAAGACUAGAGCCGACCAUACACGUGUUCUUAACAAGAUCAAGAGGGACAUGGAAAGUUUGUCCAAUCGCCUGAACAGUGGAACGGAUGAAAACAAGCAGAAGCAACGCUCUCUUCAGUUGGAACGGACCAUUCGCCAAACAGAGGAAGCAACUACUGCUCUGGAGGCCCAGCUGAGUACAAAGACACAGAUCCCUGAGGAGGAGCUGCAGGAAUGGGCGUCCCAGAAAGCCGACUACGAGCGUGAACGGGACCAACUCGCUAAUGCCAAAGAAGAACUUGUUGCUACCCGUACUGCCAUCGCCCGCGAAGUGUCAUCCUUGGAAUCUGAUUUGAACUCGACGAUUCAACGGCGCGAACGCCUUCAAAGUCGUCGUGCCAGAGUCAACGAACAACAUGAGAGGAUCGUUUCUGCCAAUGCUCAGGGUCUCAACGAACGCGAGCGUCGCGCGGCUGAACAGUUUGCUAGGGAGCAGGAUCAGGCUAAGCUGGAGGCGAAUUACAACGAUCAGUUUGCCAGCAUUGGCCAGUCCGUUCAAGAUUACCACGUUCGCACGAAUCAACUCCUGCAGCAAGCUGCGGCAAUCGAGCAAGCUAUACAACAACAGCAGCUCAUUGACCCCGGUCCGUUGACUCCUGGAGCUCCCAUUUCUGAUGGCAUGGCCUUGGGCCCCUUAACCAGCACUGCUUCCAACCACCGAUCGCUAUUGGGCUUAAGUUUCCCUCCAUUGAAAUCUAGUCCCCUUCAACAUUCGGCAACCCUUACUGGUACGACCUCAUCUCAUCCGACUAGUCCGGCACCGCAGCCGUCAUACCUUCACCAGCACGCCCCGAGUUCCCCGCUUGCCCACACCAAUUCGUACUUUGCCACGGAUUCUGCUUACCGGGAUCGAUCCUUUUCCAACCGAUCGGGCCGAAGCGGUCAGUUCAACAGCACUGCCGAAUUUUUGGACGGCAGCCGCCUGCCGCCUCUUCAGCUCGACCUGUCCGAGCUCGUUACCGAUAAGCGAGGAAGCUUUUGUUCUGAGAAUAACAAUCCUUUGAACUCUAGCAUGCGCCCGUCUCCGACUUCGUUCAAGCGGGCAGGUAGCGGAAGUGGUAGCAGUGGCAGCGGCAGCCCAGGCUCUGCGCGCGGUCAAGGCAACUAA